Messenger RNA from Trypanosoma grayi, 951 nucleotides. Its product is annotated as endonuclease G. Bases 1 to 951 code for a protein of 316 amino acids. Gene Ontology annotation, cellular component: nucleus; mitochondrial inner membrane. Gene Ontology annotation, biological process: apoptotic DNA fragmentation. The record is from RefSeq and is a predicted model, not a curated record. Lineage: Eukaryota; Euglenozoa; Kinetoplastea; Trypanosomatida; Trypanosomatidae. The transcript has a single exon. Gene Ontology annotation, molecular function: nucleic acid binding; metal ion binding; RNA endonuclease activity.
AUGAAGUUCUUCGCGGACCCCACCGUUCCGGAGGCAUUUCGGGUACUGCCGGAUGAUUACAGCGGAAGUGGUCGUCAUCGGCAGCAGGAACACACGCGUGGACUGAGCCGUGGCCACCUCGCCGCGGCGCAGUUCCACAAGCAUGCGGCGGAUGAAAUGGCGCAAACCUUUAACAUGAACGCCAACAUCGUGCCGCAGGACAUGACGAUGAACGCGGUCGACUGGCUGCGGCUGGAGAACCUCACAAAGCGGCUGCGGCGCCGCUACGAGGGUGGUCUGUGGGUUGUGACGGGCCCCGUCUUCCACCCGCGCCACAUUCGUGGCAACCCGCGCUCGUGGGGAUGGACGGCGCCGCGCAGCUCCGCUGCUGCCACAGUGGCGCCAGUUCGCCCACUGGACGACGGCAGCAGUGCAGAGGCGAAGCAGGCACGCAAGGUGGUGUGUUACGAACUCGUCGGCAAGCACGACGUGGCGGUGCCGACGCAUCUGUUCAAGGUCGUGCUGGGCGAGCGGGCUGACGGCAGUCGGGAGGCCGCUGCGUUCUUGAUGCCCAACGAGCCCAUUGCAGAGGAGCGGUCACUCACGGCUUACCAAGUACCGGUGGGUGAAGUUGAGCGCAUGACGGGGCUACAGUUCUUCCCCAAUGUGGCCGCUGCAGGGAGUGGCAGCAGAGCCUUUGCGCAGGGCCUGGACGCGCUUCCGAAUAUUUGCAAGCGCUUCUCGUGUGAGGUGCACACGGCGGCGUUGUUUCAGUCGUACCGGAGCGUCGCGCAGCUUCGGGCGGCGCAGUCGGUACCGGAGCUGCAGCAGGUCUACACAGCGUUGGUGAAUGAGCGGCAGUGGCAACAGCGCUCUGGUGGACGGGACGCAAAGCUUGAUGCCGUUGUAAUGAAGGAGUACGAGGAGCGCAUGAAAGAACUGGUUGAAGCAGCUGUGGCGGAAGACGGCUGA